GACGAGCCGCCGCGUCGCAUCAGUGCCGAUUUCAAAAUGCCCUCCCCAACGUCACCAACGCGCGAUAUCACCGAGCUGAUGGGCCGGCGGAGUCUUGCCACCAUUCCCAAAGAUCAGAAGUCGUUGCUCGAGGCGGAAGGCUCGUGGGCUGUUGAUAUGAAAGACGGGCCGCACGGUCUGUCUACCGUCCCGGGCCACGUUUUGCAGACUCUGAAAGAAGCUUUUGUUCGUCUCCAAGACAAGAACGACGAAGGAAAACCCAAACAAACGGAAGAUGCUAAGCGCCCUCCUACCGUCAAUAACGGUGACGAACAGAAUGGACCCUCCCCUGGCUCAACCCCCCCGAGAUCAGGUAACGUGCCCGCAUCUUCGGAGAGACCUGUAGCCUCGUCACCAGAGAGACAUAUAGCAUGGUCGGCCUCACCACCUAGGUCGCAAAUUCAUCCUAGGAUAUCCAAUCCCAGUUCACCUAUUGACGAGGCAUUCGAAUCGCCAUUGCCCGCACCGCUCACUCAACCGCCACCGCCUCAAGCAGAUGACGCUGCAGCCCCCAGCCCCUCAUCGGGCAUCAGCGAGCCCGAUGAUCUUGAGAUAGAGGUUCCCCAGGCCCAAGAGAGCCACGAGGCUCCAAUCAACCGUGUGGCAACACUGAUCCAUACAGCAACGCCUCAGGAGCCCACGAGCAAUCUGACAAACACGGCAUCCACUACAGAUACGCCUCCAUGUGCGCAGCCUCGUUUUUCAUCCGGCCCUCAUAUUCCGAUUCCAACACCUCAGUUGUCUAUGCUCUCAACUGAUCCGGUCCAUCAUCGGACGCGGAGGAUGAAGCCGAUUCUUUUUGACGAAGAUGGUCCAAAUGCUUCCGGGACUCCUCCAAUACGUUUAGCUCCUUCCACACGCAUGCCUUCUACGCGAGCACCUCCUGAGCCGAGCCUCCAGAGCUCAGCUACCUCGACCCCAUACGAUGAUGAUAUGAUGGAGAGCUUGCCACCCAUACCCCCGCCACACAGGUCUAUCAAAGAUGCCGCCCCCCAGACCAGUGCUCCGGGGCGGCAAGACGAGAUCAAUAGGUUACCCCGCAGUAAUCCAGAAGCAUCUCAUGCUCGCCAAACGCCUAUAGGUCAUUUAUACAAGAUACAGGCAGCCAUCGACGUGCUUAUAAGUAAAAGCGGAGAUCCCUAUAGUGCUUUCACUGCUACAUAUCCCGACUACGCGACAGUCCAUUCAGGCAACCUAUUGAGCUUCAUUGGGGCGUGCUGCCACCUCUAUGAGCUCCAAGAAAAGAGACUGAUAAGAGAAUAUUUGUACGAUGACUUCAUCCGAGCAUGGUCAGGGUAUUUGAAGUACGCACUCGACAAGGGUCCCGAUCACCUUCCUGCCAUCGAAUGGUUCAACAACCUACGGGGCCCCAUCCUGUUCAAUCGUAUGUGUGUAAACAAAGACAACCUAGACACCGUUUUGGGUGCGUAUCCCGAGGAAGUCGCAAGGGUCAAAGCCGCAAUGAACCAGAGCAAGCAAACGGAGCCAACUGCCGAGCUGGAAAUGGAGCUGGAGCAACAUGUGGAGGUUGUGGACUUGCUGGACGACGAUAGUAUAAUGGAUGACGGCGCCAUAGAAGUGAGACGAGACGGACGGACGACUGUAUCGCGGGCGCAGAAACGGCCAAGAGCGGCAUCUUCCGGGGACAUACCUCCUCCGACGAGACAACCACCUACUGUGCCGGCCCCAUCACGGACAGCGCCGGCCCCGCCGCCUCCUCGACCACCCAUUCCGCGAGCUGCGUCCCCGGAUCCGGAGAGCGACGACUUUGAUUACCUCCCGUAUCCUGCUAAACCGGCAUCUCUUCCAAAGCCGCAGCCACAGCGGCAAACAGAGGCGCAGUCAAGAUCACGAUCACGAUCAAAAACACAGCAAGCACAACCACAGCCUCAACCUCAGCCUCAACCUAUCUCACAACCACAACCACAACCUCAAUCACAACCACGACUCCAACCAAAGGUGCACAGAAGCCUACCUCAGCGCCAAUCACCCCGACGCCACCCAACAACCUCGGCAGUGAUCUCAUCUCCAGUGUCGACAACUCGGCGACAACCCCCGAAGUCCUCCAACCCCAGAACCUCUCCGCGUCCGGCGGCCGAGUACCUCGGGAACCUCGUCUCAAACGGCCGCACCACUCCCAGUUCGAGCGCCAGGUCGGGCUCUUCGAAGCCACGCAAGAGAACAGCAGAGGAGCGGGCGCGGCUGAGGGAGCAUUUCCGGAAGAAGGCUUCCGUUUCGUCGAUGAGCUUCAUUGGCAAUGGUAUUGACAACUAA
Molecule: messenger RNA, 2313 nt
Organism: Trichoderma asperellum CBS 433.97
Lineage: Eukaryota; Fungi; Ascomycota; Sordariomycetes; Hypocreales; Hypocreaceae
Source: RefSeq, a predicted model, not a curated record